UUCUGCGUGAUUACCAUAAUGAAGAGCUAGAAAUAGAAAAAGAACUUUAUAAUUGGAUCCUUGAGUUCAUUCACGAAAUGGCAGAAAUAUACUGGAGUGAACCUGAACGUCAGCAAGUGUUUAACGAAAAAAUUCAUAAACUAUUUGGUGAAGAAUUAAAAGUAAUUUAUUUAGAUGAUAAUUCUUCAAAUGAUGGAGUAUUGGAAUGUAACGUUCAUUCAAAAAGUGUGUUAUGCCUUCUUGUUAAGAUGAAAAAUGAAAUUGGUACUGGGGCUGUAUAUGUUGAGAAACCCAUUAUAGAUCCUUUGAUGGACUUCAUACCUCUCAUUUCUACAAACGAUCGAGCUCACACAGAGCGAGUGGCACAGCUUUUCAAAGCCUUGUACUUGGGAGUUAAUAAGUUAACAGAGUAUUAUGGAUCGUUAGAUAAUAAAAUCGUGGAAUUUACAUAUGAGAGAAAACUUGUGGAUCAACCCAACAAGCUUCUUUGGAAAGCUAUAACAAAAGACAGGCGAAAAAUUAUUGUUAAAUUCACAUGGGAUUACAAUCAAAGGGCACACGAACU
This is a messenger RNA of Racocetra persica, 565 nucleotides long. The record is from the annotation of a GenBank genome assembly. NCBI's taxonomy places the organism in Eukaryota, Fungi, Glomeromycota, Glomeromycetes, Diversisporales, Gigasporaceae.